Entrophospora sp. SA101 is the source of this 222-nucleotide messenger RNA. NCBI's taxonomy places the organism in Eukaryota, Fungi, Glomeromycota, Glomeromycetes, Entrophosporales, Entrophosporaceae. The record is from the annotation of a GenBank genome assembly.
AUGGUUUCAGAUUUUCUUUCAAAUACAACACAAACAAAUGCUGAUAAAGACAAUGGUGGAGGCUCUUCCGACAACUUUGCACAUGGUGAAAUAAUUCGUAUAGUCGCAGGACUUUUUGCUGUUACUGCAACUUUGUUGUCAACGAUGUCUAUUUGGUCGCAUUUAAAAAACUAUAGAAAACCAGCAUUACAACGAUAUGUGGUGCGAAUUAUAAUAAUGUAA